This is a messenger RNA of Nilaparvata lugens (brown planthopper), 10714 nucleotides long. Its product is annotated as CREB-binding protein. NCBI's taxonomy places the organism in Eukaryota, Metazoa, Arthropoda, Insecta, Hemiptera, Delphacidae. Gene Ontology annotation, biological process: positive regulation of transcription by RNA polymerase II. Gene Ontology annotation, molecular function: chromatin DNA binding; histone acetyltransferase activity; protein binding. The record is from RefSeq and is a predicted model, not a curated record. Gene Ontology annotation, cellular component: nucleus; transcription regulator complex; histone acetyltransferase complex. The coding region runs from base 484 to 7899 and encodes 2471 amino acids. The transcript has 30 exons.
CAAGCGUAGAAAAACUUUUCAACAGCCGCCAUUUUGACUAUCUGUGACUUGGGUGAAAAUUUGGAUAUUAUUCUUGAAAUUAUUGUUCAUUUUGACGAAUGUGUAGUAACAUACUAGGUAAUUUUAGUGACAUUGAGUAUGUAGUGUUGUUCUAAAGAGUCAGUGUUUGUGAAUUUGUAAAAUAAUGUGCUAAACAGUGGAUGAUUUACAUCGUGAUCAUUGUGUGAGUCAAUGGGAAGAUGGAGAGAGGAACAGUGUAAGCUCAUCAGCCAGCUUGGGGCUUCAUUAUGCCCAAUGGUUGAUUUUGAAUCAUUAAUAUGUGCCUUGUUAGGUGUUUUAAACAUCGGACUUGUGGCACAAUACAGUUCAACAGUUAUAUUUGCCGUUGGAUCUCGUUAAAACCAUGUGUGUAGAUUUUCUAUAUCGUAAUAAAUACGAUACUCCAGUGUAGUCAAGAAGGCAGGCUUUUGUAAACAGCGAGAUAUGGCUGAUCAUCUUGUAGACGGACCGCCAAACAAGCGGCAAAAAUUGACGGAUCCUUUUCAAGGAGCCUCAGAUUCUUCAGCGCUGCUCUCUCCCAACCUGAUGCGCCAUUCCUUCGACUACUCGUCCAUCGCGGCGCAGGGCGGCGGCGGUGUUGGUGUGGACUCAGCCUCAUUGCAGCAGCAGCUUCAUCAACAACAGCAACACCAACAUCAGCAGCAGCAGCAGCAGCAACAGCAAUGGAACCAACAAAAGAGAAAUUUGUUCACGAAUACAGAUAUGUUUGACUUGGAAAACGAUCUUCCGGACGAGCUGAUGACAAGCUGGGGCUCUUCGGCCGCCGACCAAGCGGCGCCGUCGUCGAAGCCCCCAGCCACCGGCCCCGGUCCUGGCCCCGGGCAGAUGCAGAACGGCGCCCUCCCCCCCGACGCCCAGCAAGACGUCGUUCAGCAGGCGCAGCGCUCGCUUGUCACCCAACAACAGAUUCAGCAUCAUCUUAUGCAGCAGACGGCGAAGAACCAGCUGAUGAGCAACUCGCUGGGCCUCGGCAAGGGCACGAUGCAGUCGCCACCAAACGUGUCAGUGAGCAAGCCGGGUGUCGACCCCAUGGUGGUCAGCCUCGCGCCGCCCAACUCGCAGACGCUCGUCCCGUCCGUGCCCAUCAACAACAAUGCCGCUGGCGGCAUGAUAAUGACGAGUAGCAGUGGCGUGAACUCGCUGGGAGGCGGUGGCAUGGGAGGGGGUGCCCUGGUGGUGACGAGUGUGAACAGCAUGAACAAGCAGCCGUUGACAGCAGCCGCCGUCAGCGCCAUGAUGGCCAGUGGACCCCCCAACGCCACGCCUGGGCCCCAAGGCAGACUGAUGCAUCAUGCGCAGAGCAUGCAGAAUGGGCCUUCGCUGAUGACAGCCAGGGCGGCCAUAGCAAUGCAGCAGCAGCAGCAGGGUCACAUGGUCAGGGGCAAUCAGUCUCCGCACCAGGUGCAUGCUAUUCCCGGACCUAGAAUUCAGGGACCGAACAUGAGCGGGAUACAGCAGAUCGGCGGCGGGCUGGGCGCAGCGAACGCGUAUCCGUUCAACACGGCGGGCGCAGGCGGCCAGUGCGCCGUGGUGGCGCCGCAGCAGAGGGCCACCAUGCCAGGCGCCGCCACCAUGCAGGCCAGGUUCGGCGGUGCUACCGGCGGGGCUAUUGGUGCGGCAGCUGGAACCGAGGGUGGCAUAGCCCCGCAGGCGCAGCCACCGGCCGCGUCACCCGCCCAGCCGCUGUCGGGCGCACCGUCAGGCGCACAGCCGGGGCCCACACAGGCGGCCACCUCGCAGCAGGCGCAACAGGGCGCCACCUCCAGUGCCGACCCGGAGAAGCGCAAACUCAUCCAACAGCAGCUGGUACUGCUGCUGCAUGCGCACAAGUGUCAGCGCAGGGAGAGCGCUGCCAACGGAGAGUCACAGUGCACAUUGCCCCAUUGCAUGACUAUGAAGAACGUGCUGAACCACAUGACCACCUGCCAAGCGGGCAAGUCAUGCUCUGUGCCGCACUGCUCCUCAUCCAGACAGAUCAUCUCUCACUGGAAACACUGUACACGCUCCGACUGUCCUGUCUGCUUACCACUCAAGCAAGCUGACAAAAAUCGCAACAAUCCCAAUGUUGUGACGCAUCAAGCACCGAACAGCACGCUGAACCCGUCUCCGUCGGAUAUGCGACGCGCGUACGACGCACUGGGCAUCCAGUGUCCGACAGGCACCGGCCAACUGCUGGGUCCGACGGCGGGCAUCAGGCCACCGCCCCCGCCGCCCCCGCAGCAACGUCCCACCCACCCCCAGCAGCCGCCCAACGUGCGCGUGCUUGCUCCCAACCAGUCACCGGGGGCGGCAGGCCAGCCGGGAGUGGCACCUAACGUCAGCCUGCCAUUGGUGGAUGGCGUGGGGGUGGGAGUGGGAGGCGGUGGAGGGGCUGCGACGGCGGCACAGACGGCCGCCUCCAUACAGCAGACGGUCGCCAACAUGCAGAACACACUGUUUGGCCUCUCACCCAGCUCAGAUUCGCCUAACACCAGUAUUGGUGGUGGAGAUAAUAGGUUGGCAGCCCUGACGUUGCCCGCUGGCUUACAGCCGAACCAAGUGACAGCGACGCCGGUCCAAGGCACUAAAGAGUGGCAUCAGUCAGUCACACCUGAUCUCAGAAGCUACCUCGUCCAGAAAUUGGUGCAAGCAAUAUUUCCUACCCCAGAUCCUCAAGCGAUGUUGGAUAAACGAAUGCACAAUCUUGUAGCUUAUGCGCGAAAAGUUGAAGGAGACAUGUACGAAAUGGCUAACUCAAGGUCCGAGUACUAUCAUCUGCUGGCAGAGAAAAUUUACAAGAUCCAAAAAGAACUGGAGGAAAAACGACAGAAGCGGAAAGAACAGCAGAUGUUGCAGCAACAACAACAGCAGCAGCAGAUGGAACAGCAGAGACAGAACAUGCAGCGGCAAUGCGUUCAGCCGCCUCCACCGCCCCCGCAGCAGCAGAGGCCGCCGAUGCACUCUCCGGCCGGGGGUGGUGGCGGAGGCCCACCUGGGUCAGUGGCAGGCCCACCUCCGAACCGUGGCCUGCCGUUCGCGCAGGCGCAAGGCGGCCCGGGUAGCGUGGGCCCCAGCCUCUCGCCGUUCACCUCCAAUCCGCCUUCAGUGCCGCCCCCACCGUCCACCACUAGUCAAUUCCCCCCCAACGCAGGCGGUCACCAGCUGCAGCAGGGGCGCAUCACCACCGCCCCCGCGCCCCAGCUGUCGCCGGCCUUCGCCCCCCAGUUCCCCUCGCCCAGCGGUUCGCAGCCGCCUCCGCCCCCGCAGUCUACCAUCACAACGCCGGUCGUCUCCUCUGUUUCCACUGUUACAGGAUUACCUCAGCAAACACAAUCGCAACUGGGGCAGCUGUCACAGCAGCAGCAGCAGCCGCAACAAGCACUUCAACCGCAAGCGCCGACGCAGCCGCAACCGCAGCCGCAGCAGCAACCGCAGGCACCGCAGUUGUCGUCGGUGGGCGCGACAGGACCCAGCUCCGUUUCGGCUAGUCCUGUUGCGCCGUCGCCAGCCGCAGUCGCCGCCCCCACCCCCUCUCCAGCCGCAGCCGUGCUAGCAGCCGCAGCCGCCGCCGCCACCAGCAAGGCCUACACCAUUCCGUCGCGAUCGGCGUCGUCGUUCUCCAGUCAGCUGGCUGCGAUCAGUGCCGCCCGCGACGACGAUUCGCCGCCCCCGGCCUCGGCCGCCGGUGCCGCCUCCAAGGGCAAGUGCGAGCCCAACAUCAAGGAGGACCCGGAUGACGCCAGCCAGGGGGGCGGCGAUGGCAUGGGUGGCAAGGGCGGCAAAGGUGGUAAAGGCGGCAAGGGCAUGGCCAACGGCGAAGGCAAGAUCAAGACUGAACCCAUGGAUGAAGACGACGCUUCUGAUUCCAAAACAAUCAAAGAAGAGCAUCAAAUUAAAGAAGAGCCAAAAUCGCCAAUGUCUGCUAAUCGUGCAAUUGACGUCAAACCUGCUGUAGUUCCUGAACCUAUCCAAGGGGGUGAAAAGAAGAGCAAGUGCUUAUUCAAACCGGACGAGUUGCGGCAGGCGCUAAUGCCAACUCUGGAGAAGUUGUUCCGCCAAGACCCGGAGUCGUUUCCGUUCCGGCAGCCGGUGGACCCGCAGCUGCUGGCCAUUCCCAAGUACUUUGAGGUGAUCGAGCGACCAAUGGACCUGUCCACCAUCAAGCGCAAGCUUGACACCGGCCAGUACUCGGACCCUUGGGAGUAUGUCGACGAUGUCUGGCUCAUGUUCGACAACGCCUGGCUAUUCAAUCGAAAGACCUCGCGUGUUUAUAAAUAUUGUACAAAGUUGUCAGAAGUUUUCGAACAAGAAAUAGACCCAGUGAUGCAGUCGCUUGGAUACUGCUGUGGCAGACAGUACACGUUCAACCCUCCCGUGCUAUGCUGUUACGGCAAGCAGCUCUGCACUAUUCCAAGAGAUGCCCUCUAUUAUAGCUACCAGAACAGUAUACGAAGUUAUGGUGUUCUGUCCGACAGAUACACGUUCUGUCAGAAGUGCUUCAACGACAUCCCGGGCGAUACCGUCACGCUGGGCGAUGAUCCGACGCAGCCGCAAACUUUAAUUAGAAAAGAACAAUUUAAGGAGAUGAAAAACGAUCAUCUAGAAUUAGAGCCUUUCGUUGAAUGCAUGGAGUGUGGGAGGAAGCUACAUCAGAUAUGCGUUCUACACAUGGAAAACAUUUGGCCUCAGGGCUACACCUGUGAUAAUUGCAUAAAGAAGAAGGGUGCGAAACGGAAAGAGAACAAAUUCAAUGCGAAGCGACUGCCGACAACGAAGCUGGGAACUUACAUCGAGACGCGCGUCAACAACUUCCUGAAGAAGAAGGAGGCGGGUGCCGGCGAGGUGGCCAUUCGCAUUGUCGCCAGCUCCGACAAAAUUGUCGAAGUUAAGCCUGGCAUGAGGAACAAAUUCGUGGAGAACGGAGACUUGCCGGAGCAGUUUCCGUACCGGGCGAAAGCGCUGUUUGCGUUCGAGGACAUAGAUGGCAUCGACGUGUGCUUCUUCGGCAUGCACGUGCAGGAAUACGGCAGCGAGUGUCCCACGCCCAACACGCGGCGAGUCUACAUCGCCUAUCUCGACUCGGUCCACUUCUUCCGGCCGCGCCAAUUCCGGACGGCCGUCUACCACGAGAUUCUGCUCGGCUACCUCGACUAUGUCAAACAACUAGGGUAUACAAUGGCUCAUAUAUGGGCAUGUCCUCCAUCGGAAGGUGAUGAUUAUAUAUUCCACUGCCAUCCAUUAGAACAAAAAAUCCCUAAACCAAAAAGGUUACAGGACUGGUACAAGAAAAUGCUGGACAAAGGAAUUGUUGAGAGGAUAGUCAUGGAUUACAAGGACAUCUUGAAGCAAGCCGUAGAGGACAAGCUGAGCUCGGCGGCCGAGCUGCCCUACUUCGAGGGCGACUUCUGGCCCAACGUGCUCGAGGAGUCGAUCAAGGAGCUGGACCAGGAGGAGGAGGAGAAGCGGAAGCAGGCGGAGGCGGCUGAAGCGGCGGCUUCCAUCUACUCGAUGCAGGAGGAGAGCGAAGUGGGGCCUGACGGCAAGAAGAAAGGCCAGAAGAAGGCGAAAAAGUCCAACAAGUCGAAAGCCAACCAGCGAAAGUCCAACAACAAGAAGUCCAACACGCCGCAAACGGGCAACGAUCUGUCGGCAAAGAUAUUCGCCACCAUGGAGAAGCACAAGGAGGUGUUCUUUGUCAUCAGGCUGCAUUCUGUGCAGUCGGCUGCUAGUCUCGCUCCAAUCCAAGACCCGGACCCAUUCAUCAACUGUGACCUGAUGGAUGGACGUGACGCGUUCCUGACAAUGGCGCGCGAGAGGCACUACGAGUUCUCGUCGCUGCGGCGAGCCAAGUUCUCGUCAAUGGCCAUGCUCUACGAGCUGCACAACCAGGGUCAGGACAGGUUCGUCUACACCUGUAAUCACUGCAAGGGACAUGUCGAGACGCGCUACCAUUGCACCGUCUGUGAUGAUUACGAUUUGUGUGUACAAUGCUACGAGAAAGAAGGCCAUCCUCAUAAAAUGGAAAAACUUGGUUUGGACUUGGACGAUGGCUCUUCUCCAGCCGAUCAAAAGCAGUCCAAUCCACAGGAGGCAAGAAAACAUUCGAUCCAACGAUGCAUCCAGUCACUGGUGCACGCUUGCCAAUGCAGGGAUGCCAACUGCCGUCUGCCAAGCUGUCAUAAGAUGAAGAGGGUUGUUCAGCAUACGAAGAUCUGCAAACGCAAAGCCAAUGGCAACUGCCCCAUUUGCAAGCAACUCAUCGCUCUUUGUUGUUAUCAUGCUAAAUACUGUCAGGAGACGAAGUGCCCGGUGCCAUUCUGCUCGAACAUCAAGCACAAGAUGAAGCAGCAACAGCUGCAGCAGCGGCUGCAACAGGCACAGCUGCUGCGUCGCCGGAUGGCCGUCAUGAACACGACACGGACGUCGGGUGUGCCUGGGGUGGGUGUGCCGGGCGUGGGGGUGCCGGGGGUGGCAGUGUUGGGGGUGCAGCAAAGUGCCGUUCCCGCUCUGCCACCGCCUGCGGCGCCGCUGCCGGCUCUGCCCUCUGCCGCCCCCCACCAUCCGGCCGCCCCUGUCCCUGCCCUCGCUGCCUCCGCCGCGCCACCCGUCCCCGCCAUCGGGCACACGCAGACGCCGCCCGCCAAUGUGCUCCAGGUUGUCAAAGAGGUGCAGGAAGAGGCGGCUCGCCAGCAGGCGCCGCAUGCGGCCUAUGUGAGCAAGGUGGCUCCCUCAGUGCCACAGGUGAUGCCCCCGCCACAGAUGCACAUGCGGCCCGGACCACCGCUCAUGUCCAUGGACCAGUGGCAACCAAGGUAUCCAGGGAACGCAAACAUGCAGCCGAACGCCGGCCUGAGGCAGCAGACUCCUCAGCUGUUGGCCGGUGGCGUAGGAGGAACAGCAGGAGGGCAGCAGGUGGGAAUGCCGGUGGGUCUGCGGCAGCCGCAACCGCAGCAGCAGCCACAGCCGCAACCGCAACAGAACUCGGCGCUGCACAAGCAAGCGCUGCAACAGCUGCUGCAAACGCUGCGAUCGCCCACCAGUCCAGAGCAGCAGCAGCAGAUACUGCACAUACUCAAGAGCAAUCCCCAGCUCAUGGCUGCGUUCAUCAAACAGCGCUCUGUUUUCCAACAACAACAACAGCAGCAACAGCAACAGCAGCAGCAACAACAACAGCCUGGCGCUGUGCUGGGUGUUCCGGGCCAAGCGCCACCCCAGCAGGUUAGGUUGCAGCAUAUGAAUAUUGGUGGCGCUGUUCCACAACAACAACAGCAGCAGCAACAGCAGCCCCAGCAGCAGCAGCAACAACAACAGCAGCAGCAACAGCAGCAAUGGAUGAUGAAGCACCAAUUCAUAGCAAUGCAGCAACAACAACAGCAGCAACGCCAACAACAACAGCAGCAGCAACAACAACAACAGCAGCAGCAACAACAACAACAGCAGCAGCAACAACAGGGCUUUCCAGCUGGGUAUGGCACCCCCCAGCAGAGGCUGCCAGCCAUGCGUGGUGGCUACCCGGGCCAGAGUGCGGGUGGCUACGCGGUGGCGGGGGGCGAUGUCAACCAGCAGUAUCCGGUAAAGCCGACGCCACCUCCAGUGCCAUCACCCGUGAUGGGUCCCCCGGGUGCCGGGGGCGGCUUGGCCCAGCAGCAGCAGCAGAUGAUGCGGUCGCCGCCCCCGAUCCGCAGCCCGCAGCCUAACCCGUCGCCCCGCCCCGUGCCCUCGCCUCGCAAUCAACCGGUGCCGUCCCCCCACCACGACCCCAUGGGCCUGGGCCUGGCGCCUCCCGCACCCCCUGCUCCCCCUGACCCCAACGACCUCACGCCUCAGGACCAGUUAUCCAAGUUUGUUGAACAGUUGUAGUAUCGUGCAGCCUUCUAGCGUACUUAACUGCUGCUGCUUGCUGCACAGUGUGUGAUAGGGCUUGGCCGCCCGCCCCGCUCCUACCAAAUAAUUAGGCCAAUCGUGCUUCUGUACAUACAAACUGAUGUUAGCACUACUUGUUGAUUCUCUCCUCAUUAUUACUGUAAAAGGUGCCGUGUAAAUACAGUAGCUAGGACUUGUACAUAUCUGAUACGAAUACGAGUUAUCAUAAGUUAGACGUAGCUGAACAUUAUUUUUGAAAGUCAUCGUCACUGCUCCAUGUUUGUGUUGUAGAAAGCUGGCUGAAAAAGUGCGUCGUGUAAUGUCAAUGUAUUUUUUAACGAAUAAGCAUAUUAAAGCAUAAUGUUUUUUUAUAUUUUGAUAAGACAAAAUGCAAAGACUUGUUGACUAGUAAGUUGAAUUUGAUUUUACGUAUGUAUAUUUUCAAAAUAUUGUUCUAUUUAAGAUCUCUAGACUUUGUUAAAGUAAUGAUAAUUAUUUUAAAAAAGAACUACUAUAAAAACGACUUGUUCAUGUACCUUAGUGUCAUAGUAUCGCAUUGUUCAGCUAAAUGAGCAAUAAUAUUCAUAUUAUUUAAUUCUGAUCUUUUUGUAUUCGUGAGCGGAAAAGCUAGUAGUACUUCUGCUAAGUUUUGAUUGUGAAAUGCGAUUUUUGCAUAGAUAUUUUCUGGACUUCAUUAUUAGUUUUCUCUUUUCCAUUUCUGUACUUCGUAAUCAUAAUGUAUAGUUAUCAUUUUCUUAUUUCAUAAGCAUAAUAUACAUGGAAUUUGGUCCUAAAACUUGAAAUGUAGAGAUCAUGCAUUUCUAGAUUUCAUGACAGUUGGAAUUGGUUGAAAAGAAUCAGAUUUGAACUUAUUUUAUUAUUUUGAAAGCUUUAAAAUGUAUUUGUUACAUUUAAAUUUGACAUUAUUUUGCUACUGUACGGAUUUUCUCAUACAGUUAUAAAAUUGCGUUGAAGAAGAUAUUCUAUUCGAAUAGAAUGAACGAGUAGAUCUUGCAUUUUUAUUUGAAUAUUUUUCAAAUAAUUGUUUAUUCUGAAUGCAUGACCAUGUUCCUUUAGCAGAUUAGUCGUCGAAGCAAUAUUCUCAAUUAACUUGAUGAUAGAAGUUGUUGUAUCAUUAGGGUAAUGGCAAUCAAGUUUGAUAUUGAUUAAAUUAUUAUUUUUAACUAUUUAUUACAUUAUUGAUAUUUUCCAUGAUGUGUUAGCAAGUUUUUUUUUGUCGAAUCAAAUUUAAUAUUUUUGUAACGAAAAUUGUCAAAAUGUUCCUUGUAAUCUUGCUAAUAUCAGGAUAAAGUUGAAAUAAUGUACAUCACAUUUUAAUUAUAAACGAAAUGAACAUUAAUCUUUGGUUUCUUUAUUGUUUAAGAAUUUUAUAACAGGUGUUUCUAUAUUUACUCGUCACAUUUAGACAUUUAUGGAGUUUGGUGAUUUAUUGAACGAAGACCAAAUUCCAUGACUCAAAGUUGGAGUUCUGAUCUGGUGCCUGUGUGAGAGUGUGUGUGUGUGUGAGUGAGUAUGCAAGUCUGUUUGAUAGGUUGCCAUCAUGUAGUAGUGAAAAUGGACACUUGCUGUGGACAUGUAGCUCUCAAGUGCCUCUCAAAUGACAGACGUGCAUUCAGGCUGUGAAUCUCUUUUUGUUGUUUACAACAGUACCCGUUUUUGCAAGCGGCGGUUACCUGUUCAAAUUUCAUGAAUUCUUUUUAAGCCUGAGAAUUUUCAAAAGUUCUAAAAAAUUAUUUAUUCUGUAGAUAAUCGUCAAAAUAACUCAGUAAUUAUAAUGUUUAAUAUUAUGAGCUUAACUUCAGUUCAAAUUAUAAAUGUUUAAAUAAUUAACGUUUUUCCAAAUUUCUUUUCUUGAUUGACUCCUCAAUGUUAUUGACGUCUCAAUUAUUGAAUAAAUUGUGAAAACAUCUGGUAGACCUUGGCUCUCUUUGGGCCAUAAAUGCCAAUUACAUUCAAUACUCAUUAUUGCAACCCACUUGAGUUUCUUUAUCCAUGCUGAUUGGAAGGUUCUCACGGCCGAAAUCUUAAUUCAGUUGUUCCUCUCGUAGAGUUGAUUUGUUUCAUUAAUCAAAAGCAACCUCUUUGGAAGGAUGGCUCACCGGAAUAAGAAUCCAACUGAGCUAUUGCAUUUUAGUGACAAUCCUUUGGAGCCUUAACAGUAACAAAUUUCCAGUGUAUUUUAUGUUGUGAAAUUGAGUCCAGAUUGAUUCCUCUUGAUGCUACAUGACUUAUAUAGUUUCAUUUGCUAUCUUUAUUAUUUGUUAUUAAUUUAUUAUAGCAGUAUUAUUAAUUUAAAUCAAAUUACUCUAUCACAGUGUGUCGAGAUACUUUGCCAGUUUAGUUGAAUAUUUGAUAUUAUUUUUGUCGUCUGUGAAUGAGGUGAGAAGGUUUUGUACAGAUAAGCGCUCAAUGUACAGAUGUAAAGAAAUUCCAAAGUGUACAUAAUUGAAAUAGAUUAACUUGUACGGAAAUAAGGCGAAUUUAUUCUAAGAAACUUUGUGAUUGUUGAAAUUUGAAUUUGUUCUCUUUCAUACGAACAAAUUAUUAUUUAUUGAUUUCUCCAUUAAGUGUGAUUGAAUCAUGGACCGUUCAAUAAGGAUAAUGAUUAUAUAAAUUAUAUAAAUAUGAAUAUAAUAAUUAGGAAAACUGUUGUGUGUACAAAAUUUGAGAAAUGAAUAUGUUGCAAAUAACCUAUGUAUCUAUACUAUACUAUAUUUGUCUUCUUGUAGUAAUAGAAAUUGUGAUCCUUGUCGGAUCAUUUUGAUGAUUUUAUAUAAUAAAUAUUUAAAGA